Molecule: messenger RNA, 5259 nt
Organism: Engraulis encrasicolus (European anchovy)
Lineage: Eukaryota; Metazoa; Chordata; Actinopteri; Clupeiformes; Engraulidae
Gene: crb2b
Product: crumbs cell polarity complex component 2b
Exons: 15
Coding region: 365-4852 (1495 amino acids)
Biological process (GO): establishment or maintenance of epithelial cell apical/basal polarity; heterophilic cell-cell adhesion
Cellular component (GO): plasma membrane; protein-containing complex
Molecular function (GO): calcium ion binding
Source: RefSeq, a predicted model, not a curated record
UUCGGAGUCGGGGAGACGCGGCAAAGAGAGAGAGAGAGAGAGGCUGACAGAGUAGUUCAAGGAAAGAUAUGACAAACAGAGCAGAAGAAAAAGAGAGAUAGAGAGGGAGAGACGAAAAAAGAGUUGGACCGCAAGGAAGGAGGUACAGGCAGAACGGACGGAGGGAAGACUUAAAAGAGAGAGAGAGCAGAGAGACGACAGAAGGAAGGAAAGGAGGGAGGCAGAAGGAGGGAGAGGAAGGCUGGUAUGUGGAGGAUGCUGGAGGAGUGCCGUAUGGAGUGGCGCUUUCUCCAGUGACGUUCUGGCUCCUCGUGUCACCCCCCCCACCCGGAGCGGAGUGGAGUGACGACGGUUCAGGAGGACCAUGGAGUGUGGACGGGCGUUCUCCAAGUUCCACAGGGUCCUGUUGCUCAUGGUGAUGAUGUUCAAACUCGGCUUAUUCUGCUCUGUCAGUGCUGAGAAGUGUUUGGAGGCCCCUUGCCAAAAUGGCGGCACGUGUGUGGAGAUGUUGGACGACUACCACUGCGUCUGCGACACCUCGACUCCGCCAAUCUACGCCGGCAAGAACUGCUCUGAACUCUACGACGCCUGUGCCCACGCCGGAUGCCCCCACUGCUCCACCGUCCAGGGCACCGCCGAGUACAUCUGCACCUGCGACGAAGGCUUCUCGGGGCUCAACUGCACCGAGAACGUGGACGAGUGCGCAAGCAACCCGUGCGCGGGGGGCAUGAAGUCGUACUGCGUGGAUAUGGUGAACGGCUACGAGUGCCACUGUCCCGUUGGGUCAGGAGGUGCACAGUGUGAAGAAUUGGUGCGGAGUUGCCGUGACGAACCGUGCCAAAAUGGUGCCAACUGUACGUGGGCACCAGACGGGUACCGAUGCCAGUGUGCUGCGGGGUUCGACGGGGAGGACUGCGAGGUGGAUGUGGAUGAGUGCCUCUCUCAGCCGUGUAAGAACGGAGCGCUCUGCCGGGACGGCGUGGGUGCCUACGUGUGCUACUGCGUACCGGGCUUCCAAGGCUCCAACUGCGAGAUUGACAUCAACGAGUGUGCAUCCCUGCCGUGCGCUAACAACGCUACCUGCAUCAACGGCAGAGACAAGUACACCUGCGAGUGCUUGCUGGGGUUCAAAGGUGUGAACUGUGAGACAGAGAUCAACGAGUGCGAAGUGGAGCCCUGCCAGAAUGGUGCCACCUGUUUUGACCAUGUGGGCCACCACACCUGUGAGUGCGUGGCAGGCUACGCUGGCAUCAACUGUGAGGUGGACCUGGACGAGUGUGCCAGCUCACCCUGUCUGAACUACGGCGUCUGCGUUGACCUAGUCAACAGGUUUGAGUGCGACUGCGGCGGCACUGGCUUCACCGGAGAGCUGUGCGAGGAGGACAUCCUGGAGUGUGCGUCGGAGCCCUGCCAGAACAACGCCACCUGCCAGGAGGGAGUCAACCAGUACACCUGCCUCUGCUGGCCAGGCUAUGAGGGGGAGAACUGCCAGACGGACAUAGACGAGUGUGCACUGGAGCCGUGUCAAAAUGGCGGGAAGUGUUUCCAGCGAUCGGACGAGAGCAACUACGGCCUCCUGCCAGAGCUGGGCAAGGAGUUCCACUACGCACAGGCAGCCGGUUACCUGUGCCAAUGCACACCUGGAUUCACAGGUGCCAACUGCUCUGUGGAUGUGGAUGAGUGCGAGUCUCAGCCGUGUCUGAAUGGGGGGGUCUGUGAGGACCUGGUCAACUCCUACCAAUGUGUCUGCCCACCUGGCUUCACAGGUAUUCUCUGCGAGGUGGACAUUGAUGAGUGUGCCAGUAAUCCGUGUCAGAACGGUGCCACGUGCCAGGACGCCAUGAACGCUUUCGUCUGCACCUGUCCCGGACCCGACCCGGACUCGGGCCAGCUCCCCUGGGGCGGUGCCGACUGCGGCACGGAGCUCACGGGUUGCCUGGACCACGAGUGCCAGAACGGCGCCAGCUGCACGCCACACCUGGAUCCCAAGCACCAGCACGCUUACACCUGCACCUGCUCCAACGGUUUCCACGGCGACCGCUGUGACGUCCCCACCACCUUCUCCUUCUCCGCGGAGGGCUUUGCACUGGCGGAGGUUCCGGAGGCGAACCACACCCAGAACCAGGAGAACGGUGGUGGUGGUGGUGGUGGUGAUGAGUCCACCGGCCCGAGCCCCAGCGUGCAUCUGCGGUUCAGGACCACGCUGCGGGACGUGGUGCUGUUCUACAGGGGCUCGGCGGGCCACUUCUUCUGCCUGGAGCUGGUGCGGGGCGCCCUGACGGCCCGGGCCGAGUCCGGGGACCUGAGGAUGGAGGCCUCGCUGCUGGACCCGGUCAACGACGGCCGAUGGCACUACGCCCUCGUCACCGUGGACGAGAAACUCACGCUGACCAGCCAGGUGAAGCAGGCGGAAGACAGUGGACAGAACCAGUUGCUGUUUUUCCACCCGGAGGGCCUGAAGCAGGUGUUCGUCGGUGGCGUUCCCUCGGACCUCCUCAACACCACGCUGAGCAAGAGGGGCUUCCUGGGCUGCAUGGAGGACCUGGUGGUGGACGGCUGGCCCGUCCUGCCCCAGGACCUGCUCUCCGACCUGGACCCGGUGGGGCUGCUGGAGCCGGUUCUGGAGGUGGGCUGCAACAAGACCGAGUGGUGCCAGGAGGACCCCUGCUCCCAGCAGGGCCACUGUGUGGACCUGUGGACGGACUACAGGUGCGAGUGCCACCGGCCCUUCUACGGGAACUUCUGCACCGAAGAGAUUCCAUCGUGGACGUUCAGUCACGAGAGCACCUCGUCCUACGUCAUGUUCCCCAUCACCCAGACGCACGGCUCCACCUUCAGCGUCUCCUUCUUCCUGCGCUCCACCAACCCGUCGGGCCUCGUCUUCCAGCUGCGCCGGCGUGAGCAGCCCUACUUCACCGUCUACCUGCGCGACGGCACGCUGCACGCGGACAUCCACGCCUCCACCCGCGCCUCCUCUCUCCAGGUGACCGACGGGAACAAGUACCUCCUGGCCAUCUCCAUCAACGACGGCUGGGUGUUCUUCAACGAGCAGGCGGUGCACUUUGAGGAGGGCGACAACCCUCCGGUGAUCAGCGUGGAGGCUCUGGACCAGGCGUUUGUCGGGGGGCUGGCCCAGGGCCAGGACGCCUCUCGCUGGGGUGGGGCCUUCAAGGGCUGCCUGCAGGACAUCCGGCUGGACCAGACGCAGCUCUUCAUCUACAAGACUAAGACCGCCAAGUACACCAAAAAUCAGCAGGCUAUCUACUUACCAGGGGCCUCCUUCAACGUGGAGAAAAACUGCAUCUCAGACGACACAUGCAAGGCUCAUCCGUGUUUGAAUGGCGGCGUGUGCAACGUGACCUGGAACGACUUUUUCUGUGAGUGCCUGUUCAACUACACUGGCAAGGCGUGUGAGACUCACAUGUGGUGUAUGAGCGACCCUUGUGUGAUGGGCAGCCAGUGUGUGGAUCUCCAAAAUGGAUAUGAGUGCCGGACCAAUGCUUCUUUUGAGAACAACGCUCUCCAGUACCAUGCGGACGGCGCUCCUCUGGACUCCAUCACGACCGUCUCCGUACAGCUGCGCACCCGUGAGGACACGGCCAUCCUCCUGCGUGCAUCCAGUGGCCUGGAGCUCUUCUGCCUGGGCCUGCAGAAUGCCACGGCCAUCGCCAGGCUGCGCAGCGGAAACAGUCUAGAGGUGCAGACUGUGCAUGCAGACGCUGGCGCUCUGCUGUCGGAUGGCGAGUGGCACCACGUGGAACUGUACCUGGAGCGACCUCCACAGCAGCCGCAGGCCCGGCGUAGCAGCAAAGGUGUCGCCCCCCAGUGGCGGAUCAGCGUAGACGGGCAGCCCUCAGCACAGAGCGCCCCGGUCGCCGGCACGCUGGAGUUCCUGGGCAACACCACCCUCAGCCUGGCCGAGAACUUCACCGGCUGCCUGGGCGACGUGCGGGUGGGCGGGGUCUACCUGCCGCUGGUGGACGACGGCGACCCUCCGCAGGAGACGCGCUUCCUGCUGCAGAACGGCACGGCGCCCGACCUGGGCUGCAAAGGCUCGCCCGUGUGCGAGCCCUCGCCCUGCCUCAACCAGGGCACCUGCGUCGACCUCUUCCACUCGCUCUCCUGCGCCUGCACACCCGGCUACGAGGGCGAGUACUGCGAGAGGGAGACGGACGAGUGUGCCUCAGCGCCCUGCGUGCAUGGCCGAUGCAACGACCUGCUCGGAGACUACCGCUGCGUCUGCUCGCCGGGCUACGGCGGCCGGAACUGCGAUGAGGAGGUGGACGACUGCCAGGAGCACAGCUGUGGGAACGGGGCCACCUGUGUGGACGAACUGGACGGCUACUCCUGCCUGUGCCCACCGGGCUUCACCGGGCGCUACUGCAAUUGGCGUUUCCCUCCCCUGCGAUGUGACCUGGACCUUGAGUGCUCCAACGGGGGCGUUUGCACAGAGGGCUUCUGGGGGGCCAACUGCACCUGCAAACCCGGAUACACUGGAUUGAGGUGUGACGAGCAGAUCAACGAGUGCCUGUCUGAGCCCUGUUUGAAUGGCGGCACCUGCCGGGACCGGGUCAACAACUACCAGUGCAUGUGUGCACGCGGCUUCAGUGGGAAGAACUGUGAGACCAGCCAAGAGCCCCAGAGGGAGCACAUCCCCUGGCUGGUGGUGGCCAUCCCGCUGGCCUGCCUGGCCUCGGUGGUGGCCGGGGUGGCCAUGGUGUGCCUGGCCAUGACCGCCCGCAGGAAGCGCCAGUCGGAGGGCACCUACAGCCCCAGCUCGCAGGAGGUGGCCGGCGCCCGGCUGGAGAUGGGCAACGUCCUGAAGGUGCCCCCGGAGGAGAGACUGAUAUAGGACACGCGGCGGACACACAAGCAGGCGCUCCCAGACUGUCAGACACAGUACAGCUAUCUGUUGGUGGGGACAGAUUUUUUUUUGGUGUGUGUGAGAUGUCAAGACAUUACGGUACCAUCAAGACAUGGACACACCCCAUAUUAAACAUCCAAUGGGUGGGCGUAUAAACAUCAUCAUUGCAUGGGCAGCGUCCUGAAGGGGCCUUCAGUGGACAGGCUUGUGGAACACAACAGGCGCUUUCCAAUCAGGCAACCCCACAGUUAAAUAUGAUACACUGAAUAUGUUGGUAGGGACACACUGUAAUCCCGCCAAAGUGAGUAAGGGCUUGGGUUUAAUGGUGAGGAAGGACCCGGGCAGCAUUUGAGGCAUGAGUCCUUAGACGCAUGGUAAAGACUCGAUGGAUAUCU